Nymphalis io (European peacock) is the source of this 1891-nucleotide messenger RNA. It is a transcript of the gene Pus10, whose product is annotated as tRNA pseudouridine synthase Pus10. Bases 76 to 1788 code for a protein of 570 amino acids. The transcript has 12 exons. NCBI's taxonomy places the organism in Eukaryota, Metazoa, Arthropoda, Insecta, Lepidoptera, Nymphalidae. The record is from RefSeq and is a predicted model, not a curated record. Gene Ontology annotation, molecular function: RNA binding; pseudouridine synthase activity. Gene Ontology annotation, biological process: tRNA pseudouridine synthesis.
GCCGUGGAUUUUGUGUUGUUAUAAUUGUUAUUGAAAACCGCGUGCGGUUAAUUUAAUUUUUACGUAUAUGUAAAUAUGGAUCAAAAAGCCAUAUACAAAUUCUGUAAGAGCUUAGGAUGCUGUGAAGCGUGUUGUAUUCGCUAUAUUGGAAUUAAAAACCCGAAUGCUUUUGAAAAUGCAACAAAAUUUGUUACCAAAUUCCAUGAAGAAAAUGAAGUCGAGCGCAUUGAUACUGAUAAAAUCAUGACUGAUGAUGUUUCUGCACAUAAAAGUGAUGAAAACAGUGCCUCACACAGUAGUAAUGUAAGAAAUAGUGAUGAAAAUACCGAUAAUUCAAUAGAUAGUAAGGAAAAUAAUACAAAUAAUGGCUCAAUAGAUGUAACUGCUGCUAUAUUAGAUAGUAAUGGCAGUAUGUCUCCACCGCACAAGAAACGCAAAUUAAAUAUAUGCGUCAGCUGUUUAGGUGUUCUACAACAGGAUAACUGGCAGGAAUGCUACCAAAUGGUCAAGGAAAUAUUAGAUAAAAAAGGAUAUGAAUGUAACACAUUUGCUUGUGCCCUAUCUGCACCGAUAGCAACAUUAUUACGAGAAAAGGCUGUCACUUUGCACCUCAUUGAUGAAUUUCCUCAGUAUGACGCAAAAACACUGACACCAUUAAAGGAAGCUUGGAAGUGGUCGUUUGGAGUGAAACUCGGUGCAUAUAUCAACAAGACACUGGACUCUGGUGCUAUUUCUCCAUUACUCAUCACUGUUAAUAUAGACUAUGUCGAUGAAUUACAGGAAUUGGAAAUAUUAAAAACGGUGUCGCCGCAGCUGUUUGCGGAGCGCAGCAAACAAAAGAGACGCUUCGUAACGGAAUUCACGAGACGAUCCGUUGAACAGGCGCUGGAGCUGGCCACGCUGUGGUCGCUGUCGGCGGGCGACGCGCUGCGGGCGCCGCACUCGCGCGCCGCGUGUGUGGGCGCAGCAUGCGCGCACGCGCCGCUCUACCUCGCCGGCAGAUACAUCAAAUUAAGUCGCAAUCUCCCGCAAUCGCCGUGGAUUUUGGAGGGAAAAAGAGUGUUGCCGUCAUCGGUACAGGAAAUCAUAUUCGGACCACUGAAUAAAUGUUACAAAUUCGAUCCCGAGGACGCUGACCGUAGAUUCAAGUUUAUAGCGGCGGGCAGGGAAGACGUGGACGUGCGGUGUCUUGGUGACGGGAGACCCUUUGCUGUCGAGAUAAGCGAUCCAACGAGACAGCUGACCGUGGAAGAAUUAAAGGAAGUAUGCGAGGAAAUAUCGAAAGGAGGUGAAGUUAUUGUGAAAGAAAUGUCAACAAUUACAAAAGAAGACUUGGUACAGCUGAAGAAGGGUGAAGAAACGAAGAGUAAAACGUACGAGGCGCUCUGUAUAAAAUUGUCGCACUCCAAAUUUGACGAGGACCAUACCGCACCGAUUCGUGUUACGCCGGAGGAUAUCGAACGUAUAAAUACGUACACGAACACGACGAAUAAAGACGUCAAAAUUGCGUUACAACAGAAAACGCCGAUCAGAGUGUUACACAGGCGGCCUCUACUCACUAGGAACCGGGAAAUCUUGGAGCUGACGGCCUCGUUGAUACCAGAGCACCCGCAGCUGUUCGCGCUGCGCGCGCGCACGUCGGCCGGCACGUACGUGAAGGAGUGGGCGCACGGCGAGCUCGGCCGCUCGGCGCCCGCGCUGCCGCACGCGCUGCUCGCGCGCGCCGACCUGCUGGCGCUCGACGUGCGCGCCGUGCACCUCGCCUGGCCGCCGCGCGCCGCGCAGUGACCCGCAGCACAGGACGAGAGGAUGGCGUCGAUACUUACGCCUUGAAACGUUACUUACUAUUUGUAAACGUUAACGAAUGUUCCAAAUUCAAAUACUAUUGAUA